UUGGUACAGGGUUUACUGCUCCUUUAAUUUUUUUCCCCAGAGGUGCACAGGAUUGAUGUUGGAUUACUUGAAUCUUUCUGUAGUCAGCUGAUUUGCAGGCAGAUGAAAAAGCCUAUCAGGAUCAGGGCCCACCAAGAAAAAUCCCGUCCAACUCGCUUGUCUACUCAUAUCUGUUAUGGUCCAUUAUCUGUGAUGUUUGUGAUGUCUGAGUAGUUGUGAUGCCAAGGAAAAGAAAAACUCAUUCUUUGAGUCCAUUAAGGAGGCCUUCGGCUUCUUCUUCUUCUACUACUGAUCAGCCAUCCUCUACUGCCUUACCUCUCCCUCCAGCCAUGAGCAAUAACAACCAGGAGGGCCUGCUGAGCAGCAUGUAUGACAUGUUUCCUGAUCUUGAUCCUUCAUUGAUUGAAAUGGUUCUCACUGAAUACAAAGAAGUUGAAGUUGUGAUGGAUCAUCUCCUGGAACUAUCAACUUCAGCAAAAGUGGAGCCUGAUGCUGAAUCAGCUGACAUUCUGGGAUUUGAUGGUGUAGCAGCUGUUUUGCAUAGUAACAACCAACAUUUGCUUGGUUCUAGAACUUUGGAAAAUACUGCUCAUGAACAUUCUGAUAUUUAUGUAUCACAGGCUGAGGACUGUACUGCUCUGUCUAAUAACUUGGAUUUACUGUUGGACGAGGCAAUUAAUAAAUAUAGUCUGUGUAGUAGUAGUAGUAUAGAUCUUGGAAAUUACCCUGGGCAGUGUUAUAUACCAGACAACAAUAACUUUCCACCUCAGAGUCAGUCUACCUCAGCCGUAAUCUACCCCAAACUUAUAGAUGGAGAAGAUGCGGUUCCAAAAGACCUUGAAAGCGAUGACCAACAAACUGAUAUCUGCCAAGCAGUUCCAUAUGAUAAUAAACAAAUCAGCGCAGACCUUGAAAGCAAUGACCAACAAACUGCUAUCUACCAGACGGUUGAAUCUGAUAAUAAACAAAACAGUGCAAGCAUUGAAACUAAUUGUGCAUCCCAGCUUUCAAAUGAAUCCGAUACAGAAUGUAAGAUAAGUUCCUGCUGUUUUCCAGAGGCAGCAUCAGAUGAGAUUGGCAUAAGUGAAACUGCAAGUGAAGAAAAGAGCAACCUUAAUGAAACUGAUGCAGGUGUUAAACCUCCAUCACAUGCCACUUCCAUGGAAUCCUGGCAAAAUAAUCAUGUACACAAAACACCCAUUUGGAAUCCUUUGGCACCAUCAUUUCACCCAACAUCAGAUUUACAGCCCAGAUUUUUUACUCCAACAGCUGUUAGACAGGCACCAUGGAAUUUUACUGGAGGUGUAAGAAAUAUUAGUAGAGGCCUCUAUUUAACAGCCCCAGUGCCUUCAUUUACUUGGAGUGGUAACUUCUCUCCAAAUACUUGGCAAACUUAUAGUAUGAAAUCAGCUGCUCUUUUGGAAGCUGUACCCCACCCUGCAGUUCAAAAUGUGAAAAAAAAUACAGUUUUUGUAGGAAAAGUUCUCAUUCUUCUUCGAGGUGCACCAGGAUCAGGGAAAACUACUUCAGCCAGGAUGUUGUUACAACAGAACCAAUUGGGUAUUAAAUUAAGUACUGAUGAUUAUUUUUACAAAAAUGGGCAGUAUCAUUAUGAUGUAAAUUUAUUAGGGGAAGCGCAUGAAUGGAAUCAUAAACGAGCCAAAGAAGCUUUUGAGAAGAAUAUUUCCCCAAUUAUAAUAGAUAAUACCAACAUGCAAGCUUGGGAAAUGAAGCCAUAUGUGUCUAUGGCCUUGAAACACAAGUACAAAGUCACAUUUCGUGAACCUGAUACUUGGUGGAAGUAUAAACCAAAAGAACUGGAAAGGCGUAACAGUCACGGAGUAACUAAAGAGAAGAUAAAGAGAAUGUUAGAAAAUUUUGAACGUGUGACCGUGAAUUCCAUUUUAAAUUUAUCACGUACAAAAGGACCAGAACAAACUGAUCUUGAUCAAAUAAAACAAAACGCUGAGAAAGGAGGAGAAAACUAUUCACUGGCCACUCUAAAGGAUGAAGAGGUCAUUUGUACUUUUGAAGAAAAAGUAGAAGAUAAAAGUGAUUCCAAUAUGGCUGAUGAAGGAGAAGCAUUGCAUGACCGUUUGGAAGCUGAUACCUCAAAAAAUUAUCCAGAUAUUUUACUUAAUUAUACAGAUUCAUUGAGGAAAAUUCAGAAGUCAAGUCAUAGUGAAGAUGAAAGGUAUGAUAGGGUAGAGGACAUAUAUAACAGCCAGCAUCCCAAAACCACUAGUGAUGAUGCAUUUUUAAAUCCGACGUUUCCUGAAAAUGAAAUCACAAUUAAAGAAAAUGUUACAGAGGAUGCCUUGGUAUUAUUACCUGGGGAGACGCCAGAGUUGUUAAACUUUGUUGGAGACUGGCCAGUGGAGCACACUAUGGGUCAGAGAGCCCCACGGAGUAGGAGCAAGAUCAGAGAAAAUUCUAAAAGUAAAUGCUCCCUGCAUGAUGGUGAGGAGGCAAACUGUGAUUCUAAACAACUGGAUAGUCACACGAUAACACAUGAUUUGUUAAAACAAUGCAAAGAAAUUGAUAAUUGUACUGCUUUGCCAGCUUUGAGAUCGUGCAAUGAAGAAAAUAUGCAUUUAGAAGAUCAAGUCUGCUCUCCUUUAGAAAGAGAGGAAGAGGUGUAUCUACCUCAUACAGCACAGAGCUCUGAAUCAAAUCAUGCUGAGAAUGAUCCGCAAGCAGUUACUGAAGUUACUAAAGACUUGCAAAGCCUAGAUUUAUCUAACAUUAAAGAAGAUGAAGUCAUGGCAUGCGAAACACCAGAGAAAAAAAGGCCAAGCAAACGAAGUAUUAGACAGUGUAAACUGGCUUUAACUUUUACAAAUAGCUGUUCUGACUCUUCUCAAACAGAAGAUAUACUGACAUAUCAACAGAAUACUCCAGUAAAUGAAGUCCACUGUGGACCCAGUAAAUAUUCGCAAACCGAGCCUCAUGAAUUGGCUUUGGCCUGGAGGGUAGAGAAGAAAAAUGUUGACAUCUCUAAUUCAACAAAAGUCCUCACUGGCAAUAGUGAACGAUUUCAGCCAAAACAAAUGGAUGAAAGUUCAGAUUCACAGGAAAGUAUACCCUAUAGAGUAAUGCAUCAUAAAAGUACAUUUGUGGAAGAAAGUGAAAUAGUUAGCUUGGAUGAUGACCAUAAUCUAAAUAUCCUCGCUAGGCUCUUUAGGUCCGUUUCCUUUGAUGUGCUUACUGAUCUUUAUGAAAGAUGCAGUAAAGACAUUGUGUGGGUAUCCAACUUACUCCUGGAUUCUGGGGAGAAAAUCUACAAAGAUGAAGACUGCCAAACAGAGGAAUAUUUGAGUGUUCUAGGGGAUGCCACUUUGGACGUUGGCCCUCCUCCAGACCAAGUUACUGUGUGCCCUGACGAUCUUAACAUGCCAUCGUUUGGUAGCGCCAUGCCACAGAAUGAUGAUAGAUUUAGUACAUCACUGGAUGAAAAAAGGGAGCAUGGUGAUAGUCAUACAGUUACAUAUAAUCCCAAUGUGACAUUUUCUGAAGCCCUAGAUUCAGAAUAUCAAAAUGUGUACUCUGUUCCUGAUAUAUCGAACACGCAAACCAUUGAACGACAUGAAAUGGUCACAAAACCAACAGACAUUGAGCAGCCAAAGGAUACUGGUUUACAGCCAGUAAUAUGCUUAUCUGAUUUAGAGAUGGAGCCUUCUCAAAAAACAGAUGUUGAAAUUAACACAAUAACCAAUAAUGUUUUAGAAACACAAAACAUUGAUAAAGAUGCCUGUGAACUGCCCUUGUCAGAUAUUAACAAACAUGACAAAAUAAGUGGAUUUGCUGUGGAGGAAGUGGAUGAAACAAAAAGGAAAAACAGUGAUUCCCUUAAAGACUCUUUGAAUUUUGAUCAUCUGGAAUUGUGUUUGCCUCCAGAACUAGCCUUUCAGCUAAGUGAGUUGUUUGGUCCUGUAGGCAUAGCUCCAGGUUCUUUAACUAUUGAGGAUUGUACUGUACACAUAGACCUAAAUCUGGCCAAAGCUAUCCAUAAGAGAUGGAAAGAAUCUAUUACGGAAAGGCAGAAACAAGAAUCCUUGUCUUACCAGCUCCUCUUUGAAGAUUUAUCACCAUCAGAACUGGAUACUCUGAUAAAUGAAGAGCCUAAGAUGGAAAAACCCGACACUGAAUAUUCAGAGACAUCCUAUGACGCAUUCCCUUUCAUGGAUCAGUGGAAUGUACAGACCAAGAAGGUGUCAUUACGGGAGAUAAUGUCAGAGGAAAUUGCAUUACAGGAGCAAGAAUGUCAGAAAAAGUCUACACUAAGAGCAAAAAACUGUGCUGCAAAACUAAAGGAAAAACAACUUUUUGAAUUAUUUCCUAACAUUGAACAAAGACUUCUUAUGGAUAUUUUUAAGGAAAACAAUUAUUCUUUAGAGAAGACUGCAGAAUUCCUGAGUGCUGUUCUUGAAGCUGGCCCAGUGCAAAAUGUUGUAGCCCCUAAUCUUAAACAAACAGAAGCCUCUACGUCUGAAAACCCGAAAUCAAAGAAAUUAAAUGUAGACAAAGAUACCAUCCCUGAGAAUUUCUAUCAGGACUAUGAAUUCCCAGAGUAUGAUGAUUUCAGAGCUGAAGCGUUCCUUUACCGUAGAAAACAACAAGAAUGUUACAGGAAAGCAAGCGAGGCUCACAGCAGAGGCAUGAAACAAGUUGCAACAUAUUAUGCACAACAGGGGUACCUCUAUGCCCAGAAAAUGAAACAGGAAAACCACAGAGCUGCUGUACAGAUCUUUGAGAGAGCUAAUGAAUUCUUGUUGCCAGAAAAUAUAUUAGACUUGCAUGGACUCCACGUCAGCGAGGCUAUGAAACACUUUCGCCAGGUUCUUCAGAACAAGAUGGACGAGUAUAAAAAGAAUGGAGGCAAAUCCUACCUCUCUGUAAUAACAGGAAGAGGAAAUCAUAGCCAAGGAGGAGUCCCUCGCAUUAAAUUAGCAGUCAUUGACUAUCUCACAAACCACAGCUUCAGAUUUCAGGAGGUAAGGCCGGGAGUGCUUCAUAUCACCCUGAAAUAAAGUCUGGAUCAAAACGGGAUUCUCGGAGAACAAAAUGAUUGUACAAUUUAGAAAAUUCUGUAGCAGAUACGCACCUCUUUUAAGUGUUCAUCAUCCCUGUGUUUUUAACGGCUAGAGGUACAGCCAAUGAGAAGCACAGUUUCUGUUUUUAUAAUUACAGGUUGCCUUUUUGACCUUUAAAGCAAAACAGAACCAAGAAGACUAGCAUUUGGAUAAGGUUUUAUUUCCUGUUUUACGAAUUGCUGUGUUCAUGUUCUAUGUCGAUUAUUUCUACCUCUCCUGAAGCACAGAAUAGAUUACAAUGUCAUUCUAUAUAACAAUCCAUGCACUAAGUGCCUAUGAUGUUGUGCUUAGUUCUGUUACACUUAACAAGCACAGAUGUGGAUAUUUGCGGGCAAACAAUAUUAGGACUGUCUUAUUUAGGUUGAAGCUAUUUUGAGCAUUGUGUUUUAUUGUUUCGGGAUGUCAUUCUCUGCAUCUGAAGGGGUAAGCAUAUUAAACGUGCAUCACAGAUCAGUAUUGCUAGAUUUUGCAUGAAAUUGUGGAUGCCCACUAUCCCCCCUCAAGGUAGACCUAUUUAAUUUACAUUCUGCAUGCCUAACACACAAGUAACUUUGUUCCAUACUGCAGAGAAGCUGUACAGUCUGCACAUGCAUCUGGAUCAAGUAAUAACCCACAGAGAAAAUGCCUUUCCCAAACUCCUUAUAUCAGGUCUGUGUGCCUGAUAACCAUUGCAGCAGUGUUUUUGUUUUUUAGCUUGUUUGAUGUUCCCCACUUACCCCAGAAUCUAUUCACCUUUCUGCUAUGGUUUUUCUACUGCUCUCCUUGGUGUGGAAUUUUAUUAUUUUUUUUAUUUAAUCACUGUACACAUUUUAGUUUGUUUUUGUUUUGCAUUUUAUUUGUUUUAACGUUUCUUAGUAAACAGAACAUUUGACAUAAUGUUGCUUGCAAACCCUUCCUCAGAUCCUCAGGGUGCUAAAACCAUUAAGAAAUGUAUCAUGUUCAUUUAUCAUGUUU
Xenopus laevis (African clawed frog) is the source of this 6047-nucleotide messenger RNA. It is a transcript of the gene n4bp2.L, whose product is annotated as NEDD4 binding protein 2 L homeolog. The transcript has 17 exons. The record is from RefSeq and is a predicted model, not a curated record. NCBI's taxonomy places the organism in Eukaryota, Metazoa, Chordata, Amphibia, Anura, Pipidae. Gene Ontology annotation, molecular function: endonuclease activity; ubiquitin binding. Bases 219 to 5030 code for a protein of 1603 amino acids. Gene Ontology annotation, cellular component: nucleus.